GCACGGGACCACUAGAAAUGCAGAGUUUAGUUCACAUAUGAAAGGUCCACUCAGUUCUGAAAGUCUUACACACGGCAGUUACAGGCAUUCACUGGAUUUGGAGUCUCACUUAGAAAGAAGGACCCAUCAAAGUCUAGAAAGGGUCCCAUCGAAACGCCAUCACCAUGAAUGGCCUCAGACGAAAGAAGACUUUGAUCAGCACGACUUUGUCCCAAUGGAAAAGCCUCAACAGACCUGUGAGGAAGAUUGGUACAUCGGGACAUGUAAUCGAGCAGAUGCUGAGCACGCCUUGCACCUGGUGAACAAGGAUGGUGCAUUUUUGGUACGAGACUGCUCCACCAACAGCAACUUUGAACCCUUGGUAUUGGUUGUGUAUCAUGAGAAGAAAGUUUACAAUGUCAAAAUUCGGUUUGUCGAGAGCACAAAAAAGUACGCAUUGGGCACAGGAUAUCGUUCAAAUGAUAUGUUUGACUCUGUGGCAGACAUCAUCAAGUUCCACUCCAUAUUUCCAAUAACACUUGUCAGUGGGAGAACCGCGAUGGGAAACAAGUACCCAGACAACUGUGUGCUGACAUUUCCUAUAACAAAAGGGGAUGUUGAACGGUUGCUACAAUAACAUGUGAACCUUGCCAACAAAGAUUUGUCAAUGUGCUUCUUGUGUCAUGUGUGUUCACAGUUCCACAAAAACUGUAGCGCUGUCAUUCUGAGCAAGUUGGGGUGGAUGGAUUUUGUAA
Neolamprologus brichardi is the source of this 734-nucleotide messenger RNA. The record is from RefSeq and is a predicted model, not a curated record. NCBI's taxonomy places the organism in Eukaryota, Metazoa, Chordata, Actinopteri, Cichliformes, Cichlidae.